This is a messenger RNA of Ambispora gerdemannii, 531 nucleotides long. The record is from the annotation of a GenBank genome assembly. NCBI's taxonomy places the organism in Eukaryota, Fungi, Glomeromycota, Glomeromycetes, Archaeosporales, Ambisporaceae.
AUGGGACUGUCUAAAGAAAUGUUUAUUGAUUCUGUUCCUGAUGGUUAUAUGUGUGCGAUUUGUCUUGACGUUCUUCAGGAACCCACCUUUGUCGAGUGCGUUCAAGAACACGCAUUUUGCAGAAGUUGCAUUAACGAGUUAAUUAAAAGCUCGCACGGUCGACUAUCAUCCCCUAGCGGCACAAUCUCGUGUCCAACUUGCCGCGAACGCGUAAACACAUCGAGUCUACGAGUGUCAAAGUUUGUCAAGCGCCUGAUCGGGAGUUUGAACGUGCGAUGUGCGAAUAAAGAGUGUGAUUGGGUUGGAUCGUGUAUGGAUCAAGGGUGGCAUGAGACUAUGAUGCUACCAUUCCAUGUCCAAGCAAAGGAUGCCGUCGUGAAGUUAAGCGAAGAUAUAUGGGUGAACAUCUUAAAAAUUGCGCAGCUAGAAAGCAAAGCUGCGCUAUCAUGUGACGGUAUACUCAAUAUUAUUUUCUGGGCAGAUAUUGAAAGUUAUGGUAUCAUAACGGCGGUGGAAGAGGAAGAGUUUUGA